Molecule: messenger RNA, 5192 nt
Organism: Scleropages formosus (Asian bonytongue)
Lineage: Eukaryota; Metazoa; Chordata; Actinopteri; Osteoglossiformes; Osteoglossidae
Gene: usp31
Product: ubiquitin specific peptidase 31
Exons: 17
Coding region: 1260-5144 (1294 amino acids)
Biological process (GO): protein deubiquitination
Molecular function (GO): cysteine-type deubiquitinase activity
Source: RefSeq, a predicted model, not a curated record
UUCUCCCGCACGGCACGCGCCGGCGUUUCCCGAGUGGAGGCGCGAGCCGCUACCUGCGCGCGUUCCAGCGGCUUGCUGCCGCGCGGUGACGUCAGAGGCCACCACCGCCCCGGCCGCAGUGUGUCCGUGAUUUGGAGCUGAUGGAGACGGGGACGCGGCCUUCUCCUGCCGCCAAGCGCCGUUCGGGAGCCGCGCCUUCCCUCUGAGAAGAGGGCGGACAUGUUGGGAGAAGAGAAGAGCUGAGGCGGAUAUGGGGGGAAACACGCCUUUUGUGUGGCAGGAAUGCGACGGGAGCUCGUUUUUCCAGGAGAACCGGCCCGUUUGUGCGCGCCGCUGUCCGCCGUGGGCUUUCGGGGGUCUUUCCUGUAGGCGGCCGCUGGAGCGGAGCGCGUGAACGGCGGAGCGACCUGCACGAUCCCCCAGCCCGGCAAAACGGCACCGGCGGGAGCACCGCUUGGGCUUAAAUUCGGGUAAACGGGCUCGGUUACUAGCCAGGCCGGGCAGAGUGUGGCGGCAGAGAAAAGCAGGAAUGUGAGUGGUGGAGGGUGGCGCUGCGGUUUGUUUAAUAAUGCAUGAUGAGAGCGUGAAGACGGAGCUCCGUCCUCUGCUCUGGGCUCCCCGACUGUGACUGUCCCUCCCUGUGGGCUCCUCCGAUCAUCUUUCUGUGGGGUCUGCAUCGCUGCUGCUGCAGCUCUCUAAAACAUGUCCAUUAACGAGUCCUCCCCGAUGUGGUCCUUAGUCAUCCCGCUCAUCUCUAGGUAACUACUAGUAGUAGUGUGUGUGUGAGUGAGAGCGACAGCGAGUGAUCAUCUGGUCCUCAGCUGCUAGUUAGCUCUCAAGCUAGCUGCCCCAGCACCCCACCGCGGCUUCUUUGGCCGCCCCUUUUUAAGGACUAAAUGCGGGACCCCAGACGCCUUUCCACGCGGGGAAAUGUCUCCGCUUGCACCGCGUUUCUUUCACCGGGCGGGUGUCUCCGUGGGCCGCCGGCGCGGCGAGGGUUUCACUGCAUGCAGUCCACCCGAUGCGCUGGAGACUGACUGACUGAGUCGAGUGGAGUGGAGCACGUCGGUGCUGAGCGGUAUCCGAAGCGCCUGUGAAAUGGGAGCAGUCGUGCGCGUCUCCAGAGCGGCCACUGGCAGCCCGAAGUGUCCCACCCGCGGACACACACACACUGCGGCGUGAAGACCGAGGCGAGCUUUGUGCCGCUCGGGCUCCUUUCUAUUACUAGUAGUAGUAGCCUGUCUAAAACAGCCGGCGAGAUGUCGAAAGCGGCCACUAAGGAGAAGAAAUCCUUCAGCAAGAAGCUCUUCCGCCGGGGCUCCGUGCGCUCCGUGGGCAGUUUCAUGAGCCGGGUGCUGCGGACCCUGUCCACCCUGUCCCACUUCGGUACCGAGGAGCACCCGGCCGAGGAGGAGAAGGACGACGGGGGCUUCGCCGCCUUCAAGAGCGGGGGCACGACCGUCCCGUCGGACGACAGCGACUGCGGCGGGGGCGGCUUUCUGUUCGGAGACAAAGUGCCCGGAGUGGCCGGCCUCAAGAACCACGGCAACACCUGCUUCAUGAACGCCAUCCUGCAGUGCCUGAGCAACACGGAGCUGUUCGCCGAGUACCUGGCGCUAGAGCAGUACCAAGGCGAGGAGGAGGACAGGGCGGACAAGGCCAACGGUGUGUGCGCGCAGCGCAAGGGCGCGCAGGCCAAGGGGGAGGUCACCGAGAAGCUGUCCGGGCUCGUCCGAGCGCUGUGGACCUUCGAGUACACGCCGCAGCACAGCCGCGAGUUCAAGAAUGUGGUGUCAAAGAGUGCCCUGCAGUUUAGGGGUAAUGCCCAGCAUGAUGCCCAAGAGUUCCUGCUCUGGCUACUGGACCGCGUACACGAAGACCUCAACAACAUCGUCCACCCCAGCAGCAGGGCUUCCAUAAAGCCCCCGGUCGAAGAGGACGACGAGGCGUCGGAAGGCCCCUCUCUACCAGUGGCUGGCUCUUUUGUGCAGGAGCUUUUUCAGGCCCAGUACAGGUCCUCUCUCACGUGCCCUCACUGCCAGAAGCAGAGCAACACCUUUGACCCCUUCCUCUGCAUCUCUCUGCCCAUCCCCUUGCCUCACACCAGGCCCCUGUACGUCACCGUGGUGUACCAAGGGAAGCGCUCUCACUGCAUGAAGAUCGGUGUGGCUGUGCCCCUCAACAGCACCGUGUCCCGACUGAGGGAAGCCGUGUCCAAGGAGACCAAGAUCCCCCCUGACCAGAUCGUUCUCACUGAAAUGUACUAUGACGGGUUCCAUCGCUCCUUCUGCGACGAUGACGAUGAUCUGGACUUCAUUCAAGAAAGUGACUCAAUCUUUGCAUUUGAGACUCCGGAAGUAUUCAGACCUGAACAUAUUCGCUCUCAGAGAGGAAGCCUACAUGCAAAUUUAAACCAGAACAACCUGAAAUAUGGAACAGAGCACAACAGGACGUCUUCUUAUAUACAAGGCGCGGUGAAGCCGGCGUUGGGCACCAAUAAGAAUGCAGGGAUGGACAAGAUCAUCCUCCUGGUCUGCAACAGGGCCUGCACUGGACACCAGGGAAGGAGGUUUGGUCAUCCUUUUGUACUGUACUUGGAGCGUACUGUGACCUGGGAUGUUCUGCAGAAGGAAAUCCUAGAGAAGAUGCGGCAUCUGCUGAGGCCAGGAGUGUACAUCCAGGUUGGUCCAUUCAGCUUGCGGGUGGUGGGAGUGGUUGGGAUCACGUACCUUUUACCUCAGGAGGAGCAGCCUCUUUGUCACCCUUCUGUCGAGAGGGUGUACAAAUCCUGUGGGCCGGGGGGGCCUCCACACGUCAAAAUAGUGGUGGAAUGGGACAAAGAGACCAAGGAUUACCUCUUUGGCCACACAGAGGACGAGUACAUCCCAGAUGCGGAGAGUGUGCGCCUGCAGAGAGAGCAGCACCAGCAGCCGCAGACCUGCACCCUCGCACAGUGCUUCCAGCUGUACACCAAAGAGGAGCAGCUCGCCCCGGACGACGCCUGGCGGUGCCCGCACUGCAAGCAGCUACAGCAGGGCAGUAUCAAGCUGAGCCUCUGGACCUUGCCGGACAUCCUCAUUCUGCACCUGAAGAGGUUCCGACAGGAGGGAGAUAGGAGGAUGAAGAUGCAGAACAUGGUGAAGUUCCCUCUUGUGGGCAUGGACAUGGCACCCCACAUGGUGAAGAGGAGUCAGAGCAGCUGGAGCCUGCCCUCACACUGGUCGCCCUGGCGACGACCCUAUGGGAUGGGUCGAGAUCCAGAAGACUACCUUUACGACCUGUAUGCAGUGUGCAACCACCAUGGCACCAUGCAAGGGGGACACUACACAGCGUACUGUAAGAACUCCAUUGAUGGACAGUGGUACUGCUUUGACGACAGCGACGUUCAGCUCAUAUCUGAGGACGAAGUUUGCAAGCAGACGGCCUACAUCCUGUUCUAUCAACGGAGGGCCACCAUUCCUUCCUGGUCUGCAAACAGUUCAGUAGCAGGUUCCACCAGCUCCUCCCUGUGUGAGCACUGGGUGAACCGGCUCCCAGGCAGCAAGCAGGCCAGCAUGGCAUCCGCCACCUCCUCUCGACGCACCUCGCUCAUCUCGCUGUCGGAGUCGGUGGAGUUCACCGGGGAGCGCAGUGAAGACGAUGCUUUUGAAUUUCUGGCUAACAAAGGAUCUACUGCCAUGCUGAGAGGAUUCUCAACCCGGCCCUUCGUGCGGAGCGUCCAGCGGCAGAGUUUUUCUUCGCGGUCGUCCACUGCCAGCCCUCUGGCUGUCAGCGAGAAUGGGAGCAAGCCCUCGUGGUCGCUCUCGGCCAAACUCCAGAUGAGGUCCAACUCCCCGUCACGCUUCUCCUUAGACUCCCACUCAUCGCCCACUCUGGAGCGGAUAGGAGAAGCGUGCGACGACAAGGUCUCCACCUCAUGUUUUGGCAGCUACAGCAGGCAUGAGCGCCACUCUGGGGGCAAAGCGCCUCUCGCGGCGGUCGAGGGCGUCACCAGCGAUGAGGGUGACGGCAGGAGGUCCGUGGAUGAGGCCUACUGCAAAGCCCCACCGCAGUCCGGCAAGAAGAGCUCCAGGGCUGAGCCAGAGAACAACAAUCAGGCCACCCCGGACACGGGGAUGUCCUCCAAGGAACCAAAACACCGCUCUGGUUCGGGGGUGUCCUUGGCCAAGGCCGACGGCACCGGUGCCAAGAGGGGCUCUGCCAAAGCUUCGGUGGAGCCUGAGAAGAGUUCAAAAAAGCGCCAGCCGUCCUCUACUGCCUCCCAGGUGUCCUUGAGUCCUCAGGUCAAGGGUUCCACCAAGGCAUCCACUUCCAAGGACAAGAGUGACUCUGGGAAGAGCGGCAAGGCGUGUCCUUCAGGAACUCCUACCAAGAAGGAUCCCGCCCAGGACCAGGGGGCCGUGCUCUCGGCGGCGUCCCAGCACAGGCAGCGGCUGUCGUCGACGCCGCAGUCCUCCGCCUCCCCUUCCCCCACCAGGAGGAAGACCCUGUCGGGAGCAGACCGGAGCUCGGCGUCUGGCAGGAGCCGGCUAGCGGAGCGGAGCGCGAGCCGGGACUUGGCGAGGGCCAGCGCCUCCACGGAGAAGCCUGGUGUAGUGGCGUCGCGCGGCAGCAGUACAGCACGCUCUUCCCUCGCCCGCAGCUCGGAGGGAGGCAGAGUGGUGAGGAGCUCCAGCAGCAGCUCCUCGGUCACGAGCCUGCGCUCCUCCAGCGUCUCAUCCAGGGACCUGCGAAGGAACAGUAAGUCUGAGGACAAGGGGCUGUCCUUCUUCAAAUCGGCGCUCCGCCAGAAAGAAACGCGGAGAUCGGCUGAUUUUGGCAAGACCGCCAUGCUGGCAAAGAAGUCCUCUGAGGGGACGGCCAGGCCGAGCGCCGACGCUAGAAGUGGCGCGCUGGGGGCGGGAGAGGGCUCAGGUAAGACGCUACGGCAGGUGUCCCCAGAGCCGCAAACAGCCAAGGAGUCCUCGAAGGCCUCUAGCCCUGUGAAACGCUCUCUGCUGCCUGCCAGCAAAUCCAAGUCUUCCUCUCCUGAGCUGCCUCAGUCUCCCGGAAACGGUAAAAAGCCCACCGAUAAGACCACGUCCUCUGGAAAACUUUCUUCCAGCAUGCAGUCGCCCGCACGAGCUACACCGAAGCAUCAGUGAUAUUUCGUUUGCAGCUUUUUUUUCCUGUGAUGAAGCUUUUUUUUAAUG